AUGUCAAAUGACUAUCAAGGCACUAAGAUUUUAACAAAUAGGAACCAGACACCGCUAGCAAUUGCAUCUGAAGUUGGAAACAUUGAGAUUGUAAAAUGUUUGAUAGACUGUGGAGCCGUGGUUAAUGAAAAAAGUGGAAAACUUUGGAUAACACCGUUAUAUAUUGCAUGCCUGAGAGGAGACCGUGAAAUUAUUGAACGCUUAGUACAGAAAGGAGCAAAUAUUGGCGCAACAAACAAAUGGAAGAAAACAGCAAUUGAUGCGGCAGAAGAGUAUUGGCACAUGGAAAUUGUCCACUUUCUUCGAGAAACAGCAUCAAGACGAGAGCAAGAGGAAAAAGAUUGGCAAUUUGCAUUACAACUUCAGAGAAAACUAGAUGAAGAGGAUGAGGAAUUAAGUAGACUACUUGCGCUUCAGUUGCAGCAAGAACGAGAAGCGGAAAGAAAAGUUGCUAGCGAUGAUGAUAGUCGGCAGUGUAUAAUUUGCUUUGAAAAGCCAACGGAUCCGGUUGGGUGUGUCAGAUGCCAACAAUUAAUAGGCUGCCGGCAUUGCGUUGAAAGGUGGAGAGGCAUAAGUCAAACGAGUGAUUAUGGCAGGGCUUCACCACUAUCUAUAGGAAUUAGUUCAAUCAAUCAUCGGUGCUGUCCGCUUUGCCGGUACGAAUGGGAUAAUGUUCCAGAAGUGUUCGACUGGGAUGCUCAAGACAGUUAG
This is a messenger RNA of Enterobius vermicularis (human pinworm), 711 nucleotides long. The record is from the annotation of a GenBank genome assembly. NCBI's taxonomy places the organism in Eukaryota, Metazoa, Nematoda, Chromadorea, Rhabditida, Oxyuridae.